This is a messenger RNA of Linum trigynum, 7758 nucleotides long. NCBI's taxonomy places the organism in Eukaryota, Viridiplantae, Streptophyta, Magnoliopsida, Malpighiales, Linaceae. The record is from the annotation of a GenBank genome assembly.
UGUUUGGUUUAUUGUGCGGUUUACCGGUAAAACAAGAAUAUAGGCAUAUAUGUUUACUAAGCGUGCAUGGAAUUGCAGUAAUCAUUAGUUUAGUGGGCUUAUGUGUCGGUUUCAAGAAUGGAAGGGGAUAUAAGGAAGGUAAAACAAGAACAUAGGCAUAUAUGUUUACUAAGCGUGCAUGGAAUUGCAGUAAUCAUUAGUUUAGUGGGCUUAUGUGUCGGUUUCAAGAAUGGAAGGGGAUAUAAGGAAGGCAAAUGGCUAUUAAAUUUCACUGGUUCUAGACAAAAAUAGAUUACCCCAUUAGGAAGGGGAGUGUUUAACGUGGUUGUUGGGUGUGGAAACCCCACUUAGUAAAACUUGGUUUAUAAAUAACAAAGCAAUGACAUGUGCAAUUUCAGUUAAGUGCUACGUGCGAGGAGGAGGAGCAAGCGUACUUAACAUCUUGAUACAGGGCCCAUAUAGGUCGUGGGAUAUUUCAAGUCGACCGAACUGAGUAAUAGAGGUGAGUGUAAAUGGGGUAAAUUCUACGCCUUACGUAUUCUUUUAAGUUUUAUGAUUUUUAAGUAUUUUAGCGAAUUGGUUACCGUUGCUUGGUUAUGUUUAUGAUUGAUUAUUUGUGCUUUGCUUGAGCUAUGAUUUGAGGUGAUUUUGUGCUAUUUGAGGUGAUAUGAGAUGAUUUUGUGCUAUUUACCUUAAAGCGUUAUGUUUGAGUUAUUGUUAAAGUUUAAAGUACAAGUUCUUUUUAAGAAGUAACUCACCUUCAAGAAGGUGAAGUAGUUUUAACUGUUUUUAGUCACUAGCGUCAGUCCGUUGCCUUUUGAGACAUUUUGAGAUAGAGCAACAGUUAUGCUCUUGAGACUUUUAAGACGAGCAACAGUUAUGCUCUUGAGAAUCGUGGUGAAGAGCCACCACGAUAAGUUUAAGAUGUUAGGGGGAUGAAUCGUUACGACUCCCCUAACUAAGUUUAAGUUUAAGGUAAGCCCGGAUGGCUUCUCAUACGUAUGAGUUGGCAACCAGACUAGCUAGUGAGGGAUCCCCGUGUCAGUCAAGAAUUUAAGUGGAGGUUUGAGUUUUAAGAGUACAGUUUCAAGAGUCAAGAUUUUUAAUAGUGUAGGUACAAAACAACUUCCACUAAGUUAAGUGAUCAUGUAUUAAUAAGAUGUUAAACGUAAGGGCGUAGACUGACCCCAUCUCACUCACCAGUUUGAAGAGCUAGAGUAAGAGCUAGAGGAGCAUUUAGUGAGCAGCGAAUUCGAGGGCAGGCAGCUAGAGGAGGGCAGUAUAAGCGUCACAGAGGAUGCUUAGUCAAGAUUUCAGUAGCAACAACAUUAGAGAUUAUUAGUUAUUUACAUUUAUGAUUAUGAGUAUAGACUGGAGAUCAUUUUGAGAUUUUAAGUAUUGAGUUUGCCCAUGUGUUAGGGCGUUGCUUUGAACUACAAGUGCGUGUUUUCAGUAAAUUUUAUUUAGUAAAACUUUUUCCCAGUUGCAAUUUAAGAUUUGAGUAUUUUAUUUAUCAAGGGAAUUUUAGUAAAAGUAGUACCCGGCCGGGUUAGGGUGUUACAGGUUCUACAUAAGAGGUUUGUGUGCGGUUCUUGCUAGGAAUGCGAAAUGAAGUGUAGUGUUGGAGUGAGUUCCUAAAAAAGAGAGCAUUGGUCGUUAAAUGUUUAGGUGGCAAGUGUUUUUACUCUCUAGUACCCCCUCUCAAAAAGAAGAAAGAAAAGAAAAAAGAAAAAGAGGUAAUAAAAUGGGGUAAAUAAAGUAGAGAGUGCCACGAAAAACCAAAGUACAUGCUCUAGGAGGGGUUUCUUGUCACCCAAGCCAUCGAAGUUCUAGGAUUCCUUCACUACCAAACCUUAUUGAGCUAGCAAGAGUUAACGGAGGAAGAGUGCUUCAAUGUAGUUCAUUAUGGGUGAUAGUUGGAAGGGAGAGAUAAGGUUUUCGGCCGAUGCUAGUGGCCUUUGAUUGAAGAGAAGGGUUUUAGUCGAAACCAUAGAACCUUCGGGUUUAGGUUGAAGAUGUAGAACCUCAUGUCAUGAUUACCACCACCCAAAAAGCCUUUUUCCCAUGUCCAAGACAAUCGCCAGUCAUCUGAACCCGUGUCUAAGACCUCCGGACGAGCUAGUGGUGACAAUGAUAAACCAAUAAUUACACAUGUUUCUACCCCUAUUCUUGAGCCGUUUGAGAUGUCGAUUACCGCGUUUUAGGCCGAUUUCACGCUAGGUUGUUUGUGUUUGUGAUAUUUCAGGUCCUAGCACAUGAAUGAAGGCCUGGGAACGAGUUCGGGGUCGAUUGGACGAAGAUUGGACGUUUGGCGAGAAGCUGGGAAGCCACACGGGCACCAUUGCACCUCACACGGCCGUGUAGGGGCCCCUUGUGUCCGUGUGAAGGCUCUGUAAAAGCCACACGGGCAGCCUGGGGAGCCACACGGCCGUGUGGCCUCUGCCCUUGCAGCUUGCCUGGUUGCCCACUAAUUGAAACGCCCCGUUUGGACACUCACACGGGCAGCUGGGAAAGUCACACGGCCGUGUGGCCUGGCCGUGUGAGUCGGGAAUCUCUGGUUUUAAGCCAAAUUUCGAGCCAAAGGAGAGGGAGAGCUGGGUUUUGGUUCCCAAACACCCAAGGGACGAACCCUAGAGAGAGAGAGAGCGACUUGGGAACAUUCUUGGAGCUAUUUUGGAGGAUUUCUUCGCCAUUGGAGCUCGGGACUCAAGCUUGGAGAUGGAGAUUGAAGAUCUAGAUCAUAUUUCUGCAGUCUCUCUCUUCUCUAUGGAGUAACUUCCCUUCACUUAGGUUUUGAGGAACCCUAGUUCCAAGUGUUAGGAUCUUUCUUGUAUGAAGUUUUGGAUGUUAUAUUGUUUGAUUAUAAUCGAUUGAGGCAUGAUUUAUUGAGUCAAUUGAAUCUUGAUCAAAUUCUCUUGAUUUCUGCUUUAACCUAUGAUAGAUAGAAUCUGAUUAGGUUAAGAGAUCUUCCUUGAUUGAUAGUGGUGAAUUGGUUGUGCGAGAGUCAAUCAAUUCACUGCUUUGUACUGGAAUUCAUUCCAGUAGUGGAGAUCUGUGUGAAUCGCCUUAGCAGUCUACCCCGGUGAAGGCUAGUCGCAUGCCGGGUAUUCUGUCUAAGAGGGCUUGGUCAGCUUAAGAGAUUCCAAGCUAAUUAGGAUCUUCCGCAGUUUAAUCAACAGUAGACCAACCAAAAGUAAUUGCAACUUGGACCUAAUUGAGGAGCUAGGGGGAAUCAUACCUAAGUGAGUUCCCAACUUGUAAUUAGUAGAGUAGUUAGUAGAGUAGUUUAGUAAAUCAAUCCUUAAUCUAGUUUGCUAGAUAAUGAACUGAAGCUGAGUAAUAGUAACUCUAGAGACCCGUGGAUUCGAUAUUUAUUACUUGUGCCACUAUAUUGCAGUCCCAUUCUGCGAUUACGCUUGGUCGCAGUUUGGUGUUGUGUUUUGGCGUGUCAAGUUUUUUACUUUCUAGAAGAUUAGGAAAGGCAGAAGUUUGUUACUUUAGCGUUUUCUUUUCCACCCUUGCUUUUCACUUGGGUGUUUUUUGUUUUUGUUGGUGCAGAUCUGAAUCAUGGAUCCUCAUGGCUUCUCCAACCAUUGGGGGUAUCCACCACCAUCCAAGUGGCAUUACCCCGAGACUCCCUGGAGUAAUCAAGGAGGAGAAGACUAUGAAUUCAGGUUCCAGUACCAACACCCUUACUACGGAGAACAAUCAGACCCCUGGGCAUAUCAAGAAUAACCUCAUUACCAAGAAGACUUUCUCCCACAACCAGAAGGGCCAUCAGAGCUGGAGUUAGCCAUGGAGGCCUUCACGGGCCACUCUGCAGAUCCAUGCUACACUUCACUGGAAGAUCCGAACAAACAAUUAAGGCUUCUCGUGUAGCAGUUUGCUCGAGACACUGAGAGAUCAUGCUCCAAGAUGGAUCUUCAAAUCAAAGCCCUUGCCCCUUCCGAUCCCUCAUUUCUCCAUGAAAUGGAGGAGACUGUUCAGCGCUCAGCAAAGCAAACAGAGUGGGUGGAGCAAGUUUGCUCACAUCUUUCUCAAGAUCACCUUUCUGCUACCACGCUAGAAGAGGUGGAGGAUGACAAAGGCUACGGGGAUGUUGAGGAGCAUACAGAAGUUAUCACAGAGAACUCCCAUGAUAAUCAUGAUCAGGAAAGUCCUCUGGUUGCAGAUCACACCUUUCCUUAUUUCUGCUCUAACAUGCUGGGCCCGAGCAAGGAGAUGCAAGAUGAUCUCAUUGAAGAAAUUACAUGGCGACUUGCUCUCCAAUCUGUGCUAGAAGAAGAAGAAGAGCAAGAAAGGGUGCAGAAAGAAGUUGUGGAGGAUGACGAAAGUGAAGCAGGAGGAGUUCUUGAUCAUUUCCCAGGGGUGAUACCACAUGAAGAAGAAAGGGGGGUUGAAGAAGCAAUUGGCGUCCAGGCUGAGGACGGAGUUAAGGUGGAAGAGGCAUGCACCGACCAUGAGUUACAUGUGAUAUCUCCACCAAAAUUCGAGGAGCUGCUUGGCAAGGACCCAUUUGCAGUGUCUCUUUUCCAGACCAAGGCCACGUCGACAUCGGUCCCUCUUGGUGGAAGCGAUGGUGGCCAAUCGAUGCUGUCAUAUCUGGUUUGGGGCAAUGAGACGAGAGAAGAGAAGAAGAGGUCUCGAGGGUGGAGACUUCAUCUGCAUCAAGUGCAUGAGCCUUCAUCACCUACCACACCACAUGCUCGUGACUUGAGACUCCACCUCAUCGACGAGAACCUCAACUUCAAGGAGGUUUUGGGGUGGACCGAAACUUAGGAUCCAUCGUCCGGCUCACGACGUGAAAGAAGCGCUUGUUGGGAGGCAACCCAACCAGUCGGUUUGCAUUUCUUUCUCUAUUUCUCCUCGGUUGAGUUAGUUUUGUUAUUUGAUUUUAGAUUAAAUAACUCAACCUUUGUGAGAUUUUGUGUGGUGUUUGUGUCCGACUACUCUCUCCUCCUGGAAUGCACCGCCUGCCUCGUCCACCAUCAUUCACCCUUGAUCUAGUAACUUCGUUCUACCCUCCUUAUCUUUCCUCCAUUGAGGACAAUGUCGUGCUUAAGUGUGGGGGGAUGUUCAAUUAUGUAUGUGGGUGAAUGUUUGGCUGUUUGUGUGCUUGGAGCCUAGUCCACUGUCCAAAUUUUUAAACUUGAGGGCUCCAAGUACGUAUUUCCUUGCAAAUUUCCUGCUCAGUAUGCUUUGAAUUGACAGUAUCUAUAGUAAUGUGCAACCUAGGGAGGUAGUGUAGCACUAUGGAGGAUGUUGAAGUAUAAUAUUUUUCCUAUCUAGCUCUCUGCUAUGCCAGUUGAUUAUGUGAAUUAGUGGAGCUAAGACCGUUGAAUUCAUGUGGUAAUGGUGACUCUGUUUGGAUUGUGUUAUGGACUCGUGUAUCGAACAGGGUGCUCAUGUGAAAAAUGAAAAGCAGUUGGUCCUGCAUGUCGAAAUCAUUAAAUCUUAAACAUGGGGUAAGCCCAACGUGUGUGGCACCGUUCAUUGCACAAAAUCGGGUUUUGGAGGAGAUUUUAGUGAUCCUUAGUGGGGUACUCCUACAAGGUGAAGCUAAGCUGUCUCCAGUACAAGUAAAACUUCCACCCGUUGAACGGUUUGCCUACUUGAGGAUGUGUUUUUAAGGGCACGGAUAGAGCUUCUGACCCCCCUUAAUUUCAUUGACCCUCCACACGAGUUGAGGAAAAUGAGUUAAAAGAAGUACUCUGGCGAGCUCCAGAUGUACAAAAAUUGCUCUUGCUCGACUAAUAAGGUUCGACCGUGCAAAAUAGUGCAGUUGGAACCCCCACCAAGUGUAAAAAGAAAAAAAAAGUAAAAUGAAAGUGAAAAAGGGGUUCCAGCGGUGAAAUGAAGUGAAAGAGCACCCCGGUACAACGAGUCCUUGGUUGUGAAUGUUGUGAGUCCCUUUAUCCAUGAACUGAUUGUCUUACUUCUACUUCUUCUCAUGAUCCUGGCUUGAGUCUAGUACUCGCAUUGAGAGAGAUAGGGGACGUCUUAGAAGACCAGUUGACCUCGUAAGCUGCUUUAUGAUCUAGAAAAUCCUCUACCUACGAUCGGUGUUGUUUGUUGCUAUAGAGGUCUGGAAAGCUGCAUUGGUUUGAGUUAGAUUUGCUUGGGGACAAGCAAACGGUUAAGUGUGGGGGAGUUUGAUAGACCAAUAAUUACACAUGUUUCUACCCCUAUUCUUGAGCCGUUUGAGAUGUCGAUUCCCGCGUUUUAGGCCGAUUUCAUGCUAGGUUGUUCAUAUUUGUGAUAUUUCAGGUCCUAGCACAUGAAUGAAGGCCUGUGAACGAGUUCGGGGUCGAUUGGACGAAGAUUGGACGUUUGGCGAGAAGCUGGGAAGCCGCACAAGCACCAUUGCACCUCACAAGGCCGUGUAGGGGCCCCUUGUGGCCGUGUGAAGGCUCGGUAAAAGCCACACGGGCAGCCUGGGGAGCCACACGGCCGUGUGGCCUCUGCCCGUGCAGCUUGCCUGGUUUCCCACUAAUCGAAACGCCCCGUUUGGACACUCACACGGGCAGCUGGGAAAGUCACACGGUCGUGUGGCUUGGCCGUGUGAGUCGGGAAUCUCUGGUUUUAAGCCAAAUUUCGAGCCAAAGGAGAGGGAGAGCUGGGUUUUGGUUCCCAAACACUCAAGGGACGAACCCUAGAGAGAGAGAGCGACUUGGGAACAUUGUUGGAGCUAUUUUGGAGGAUUUCUUCGCCAUUGGAGCUCAGGACUCAAGCUUGGAGAUGGAGAUUGAAGAUCUAGAUCAGAUUUCUGCAGUCUCUCUCUUCUCUAUGGAGUAACUUCCCUUCACUUAGGUUUUGAAGAACCCUAGUUCCAUGUGUUAGGAUCUUUCUUGUAUGAAGUUUUGGAUGUUAUAUUGUUUGAUUAUAAUCGAUUGAGGCAUGAUUUAUUGAGUCAAUUGAAUCUUGAUCAAAUUCUCUUGAUUUCUGCUUUAACCUAUGAUAGAUAGAAUCUGAUUAGGUUAAGAGAUCUUCCUUGAUUGAUAGUGGUGAAUUGGUUGUGCGAGAGUCAAUCAAUUCACUGCUUUGUACUGGAAUUCAUUCCAGUAGUGGAGAUCUGUGUGAAUCGCCUUAGCAGUCUACCCCGGUGAAGGCUAGUCGCCUGUCGGGUAUUCUGUCUAAGAGGGCUUGGUCAGCUUAAGAGAUUCCAAGCUAAUUUAGGAUCUUCUGCAGUUUAAUCAACAGUAGACCAACCAAAAGUAAUUGCAACUUGGACCUAAUUGAGGAGUUAGGGGGAAUCAUACCUAAGUGAGUUCCCAACUUGUAAUUAGUAGAGUAGUUAGUAGAGUAGUUUAGUAAAUCAAUCCUUAAUCUAGUUUGCUAGAUAAUGAACUGAAGCUGAGUAAUAGUAACUCUAGAGACCCGUGGAUUCGAUAUUUAUUACUUGUGCCACUAUACUGCAGUCCCAUUCUGCCAUUACGCUUGGUCGCAGUUUGGUGUUGUGUUUUGGCGUGUCAGACAACCAUCCCGUGAACGCUAGCGUUUAGAGGUUUCCGCCUUGGUAUUGAGACAAUAGGGCCGAGAGGUUAUGAUUGUGCACAUCUUUUGCACCCAAAAGGUCCCGACCCCACUGGUCUUGAGAGUGAGUGAUUCAUUCUUGUUUUACUUACCAUUUCAUACCCCGGUGAGGACCUUUGUUGCCUUUCCAUUUGUUCCACGGACUUGAAUUCCAUGCACGGUUGGUUGUGGUCGAUAAGUGGUUUUAUUGAGAAUUGCAUUUAUCAAUGAAUAAGUUGAGAACUU